AUGUUAUCCGACAGAGACGCCUCACUCCGCCGCGAUUUCGAGGCGUUGACAGUCUCCCGCCGACUGGUACGGACAGUUAGCCAGAAGCUGAGAAAGAAGGAGACCCCCGAUCAAGAUUCUCCCGCCAACGAUGGGUUUUCGUUGAAAUGUCUUACCCUGAUGGGACGAGGAGGCGGCUGCAAGGUCGGGGCCGAUACCGGAGAUGAUUUUGUUGGGGACUCCGGCGGCCGGAGGAGGUCGUCAACUUCCAGCGAUGAAGCGGGCAGGACGCCUUACAAGCCCAUCUGCGGCGGGGAAGAAACGGGAGUCGAUUGCUUCUUUAGAGAAAUGUUUUGGAAGAAGCACAGCAGCAGGAGGGAUUUGCAGAUUGAGGCGGCUCCGAUUGCGAAUCCAUUGGAUACCAGCAAGCUGCACAUGUUUCUUCCUGACGAUAUUCUAGAGCUCUGCCUGGUAAGACUUCCUCUAACCAGUCUCAUGAAUGCUCGCCUUGUCUGCAAGAAAUGGAAGAACUUGACUACUAGCCCUAGGUUCUUGACCAUGAGGUGGGAAGGCUUGUAUAGAACACCGUGGUUGUUUCUGUUUGGAACCGUUAGGGAUGGAUGUUGCUCCGGUGAGAUUCAUGCUUUCGAUAGUUGCCAAGAUAAAUGGCACAAAAUUGAUGCUGACAUUCUGAAAGGGAGGUUCAUGUUCUCUGUUCAAAGCGUUCAUGAUGACGAAAUCUAUGUCGUGGGUGGCCGGUCUAGCCUCGGUCAACCAGGGAGACUAGAUUGGAGCUCAUUUAAGACUCACAAAGGGGUAACGGUGUUUAGCCCCGUGACCAAAUCGUGGCGAAAGGUGGCCUCCAUGAGGUAUGCUAGGUCAAUGCCGGUCCUUGGAGCAUCCGAGGUGGGUCCGGAUUUCAGUUCUGGUCAUCACCAUCAUCAUCAGGAGAGGCGUUUUCCCAGGUCGAGGAUUGGUGGGGUAUCCGAUGUGUACGAAGAUCCUCACAGGCUAUCUCUUAGGCGGCAGCAUAAUGAAGUGUCGUUCACGGCCAACAGAAAGUCUCACUCUCACUCUCACUCUCAAAAGUUCAUGAGGCAGAGAAGUAGCAAUUGGUUGAAUGCGAAAUGUAGCAAGAGGUACGUGCUGAUUGCAGUUGGAGGACUCGGGCCAUGGGACGAGCCAUUGGACUCUGGAGAAAUCUAUGAUCCUUUGACCAACAAAUGGUCAGAGAUUCAAAGGCUUCCUGUGGAUUUUGGAGCAGUUAGUUCCGGAGUUGUCUGCAAUGGGAUCUUCUAUGUGUACUCCGAGAUCGACAAGCUGAUGGGGUAUGACAUAGAUAGGGGAUUCUGGAUGGGAAUCCAAAUUUCCCCCUUCCCUCCUCGAGUUGUUGAGUACUACCCUAAGCUUGUGGCAUCCAAUGGCCGACUAUUCAUGCUCUCUGUCUCUUGGUGCGAAGGGGAUGGCCGAAUCGGGCAGAGAAACAAGGCUGUUAGAAAAAUGUGGGAGCUUGAUCUCGUUUACAUGAGCUGGAGUGAAGUUUCAGUUCAUCCUGAUGCUCCGAUGGAUUGGAAUGCAGUGUUUGUAGCUGGCAGAGGGCAGAUAUAUGGGAUCGAGAUGUUCAAGAUAUUUGGUCAGUUGUUGGAUUUCUCGACCGUGUGUGAUGUCUCUGAUUCAGGGACAACCAGCUGGAGGCAUGUCUCGAGGAGUCACGUCGGUCAUGAGCUCGAUGCUUCUUCUUGCAUGAUGAAAUCCUUGUCAGUUCUGCAUCUGUGA
Linum tenue is the source of this 1755-nucleotide messenger RNA. Lineage: Eukaryota; Viridiplantae; Streptophyta; Magnoliopsida; Malpighiales; Linaceae. The record is from the annotation of a GenBank genome assembly.